This is a messenger RNA of Lytechinus pictus (painted urchin), 4853 nucleotides long. RefSeq lists its product as uncharacterized. Gene Ontology annotation, biological process: regulation of gene expression. Gene Ontology annotation, molecular function: nucleic acid binding. Gene Ontology annotation, cellular component: nucleus. The transcript has 9 exons. NCBI's taxonomy places the organism in Eukaryota, Metazoa, Echinodermata, Echinoidea, Temnopleuroida, Toxopneustidae. Bases 140 to 2044 code for a protein of 634 amino acids. The record is from RefSeq and is a predicted model, not a curated record.
UCAUUAUUCUCUGUUGUGGAAGGUCAACCGACCGUAUAUAUACCGGCCGCGGCGCAAAAUUUGAACUUUCUACCGUAUAGCAACAUAGACAUGGUAGUUCUUUAGUAUUAUCAAUGAUUUUAAACAUCCGAAAAUCAGUAUGCCACUCAGCAGGAGCCCCGAAUCUAUGCAACACAUCUCUUCUGGAGUCGAAGGAGUGGUAAAAAAUUACCAACUUGAGUUGAAAUUCGGAUUCAUCAGCGAGAAAGAUGCGAAUGGGAGGGAUGCCAUGCAGAGGGAUGCUUUCUUCCACAUCUCCGCCGUACUCGAUCAAUACCGGAGUCGCCGGAUUAGGGUGGGGGAUCGGGUGGUCUAUGAUUUGUAUCUAGCACCGAAAGGCUACAGGGCAGAAUCUGUUCAUAUCCUUGAUCAGGAAUCCGUAACAGAGCCUUUGGAAACUGAAGUUUAUGAUGAUUUGCUUUGUGAAAAUGACUGGUUUCGAGGAAGUGCACUGCCCAUCAACCACCAACCUUCAGCAAGUGGUGAUAACAAAGCGAAAGGUCACAAACAAAAUAAUGAAGGUUCAACAGGAAAACAGAGGAAGAAAGGACGACGAGGAAGAGGAGGGCGCCGGGGACAUGGACAAAACAAUGAAUCCACAGAACCUAGAUCAAAUCACUCUACUUCAACUCCAUGUAGUGGAAGAAAAGAAAAUGGAAGUACUUGUCCAAAUGCAACUCCAACAACCCAAACACAGCUUUCAUGGUCUGAGAAGCAAAGAGAGCGUGGAAACAUCUUCUACAAAUCUGCUACUGAGGAUUUUGGUAGCACAGUUCGUAUCAGUAGACUUGAAAAUGCCAUCACUUGUUACAAGAGUGCGUUUUCAUGCAGCAACAACAAAGAAGAUGAAGCCUCAGCAUUGAAGAAUAUUGGAAUGGCGUCAUGGAAGCUAGCAACAAUUGCUCUUGAGAAGGAGACGGAGGAAACUGGGAAGAAUAUACUGAAGUCUUUCAAAGAAGCUUUGAAGUUCUUCUGCAUGGCAUAUGUACUGAGGUCUUACAAGAAUGCAUCAUGGGGAGAGAAGCUGGAAGAGUCAUGGGAAAAUUGUUUUGAUGAGAGCUAUGAUUGGUUGGCAACGCUCAACACAAGUGGGAGAAUAGCUGGUUUCAGUGAGCUCAUAGGUUAUCUGCCGGACUGUGGACUAAAGGCUAAUGGAUACAUUCAGUAUGCAACACUUCUCUUUCAUGAGGGUCUUACUUCCUGGCAAGAUGGAGAAUACAAGGACUGUUACAGGUACAUGAAGGAAUGCUACUUUCCUAUCCAAGAAGCAGACAGGCUCAGUGAAGGAGAUAGUUAUAUCAAGGGUGAAGUGGAAGUCUUACUGGAAGAUGUCUACCUCCACACAUGUGUUGCUGAGUCUAGCAUGGCACGAGCAACAGCUGAUAACUUGCUUAAAGAACAUUUCAAGAAUGAUGAAACGGUGAACACUGAUACAAUUUGGACAGUGAUAGACUUCUACAAACAAGCAGCUGUGUUGUGCAGGGACAAGGACCUUGAACAGGAGGCUAUAGCUUACAGUCGACUUGGACGCGUCUAUGGCAAGGUGCUCAAUUUGUCUUCCAGAGGAAAGGAUUACUACAAGAAAGCUAUUCAGCUGGCUCUCAGUAUGACUCCAAGGACAUUCCAUGGUGUUGAUUGGUUUAAGGAGUCCACUGCCUUUGUAGAGAAUUUCCAGAAGCAGUUGAACAAGGAAGAAGAGGAAGACAAGGACAAGGAAGCUGCCCUGAAGGAGAUGAAGGAAGAUGUUGACAAACUCUCAAAGAUGGCUGCUGAAAUGUGUAAUGUAGAUUUCAUCAAGGAAAUCUACAAGACAUGGCCACCCAGAGCUCCAGGGGCAAAGUUAGAUGAGAAACUUGCUACCAAGAAGCUGCUCUUGAAGGCCAUCAGUCACUAUCACCCAGACAAGGUGGACAAAGAGGUUCAUGGCAAUAACUGGUUCUAUUUCAGUGAAGAGAUCACCAAGCACCUUAAUAUCAAGUAUGCCAACCACAAGGGUGUGGAAUAAAUGGCAUACCCAUAUUAUCUCCUCUUUCUAAAUGAUCAUGACUAGAAUAUUAAGAAAUAAAUUCUCAAGAAGAGAGUAUUACAUUCCAUGCCACACAAUAUCUAUGCAAUAUUACAACUACCUUGCCUACACACUUAACUGUGGCCUUUAACAUUCGCAUGUGAACUGGAGUGAUUGGCAAAACUCUGCAUAUGAACUUCAUUAAAAACCUUUCAUACAUGUAGUAUAUAUAAGCAGCAUUUGUUCAUCACUAGUUGAUAAGUCCUGUCCGUCCUAAAUUGUAUUUUAGACGGGUAUCAAAACUCGAGUAGAGAAGAUAUAUAAGGGAUUAUGAGGUAUUUAUGAUUCUCCUUCACUGACAAAAGAUCGUAUGGUUUAUUUUUUCAUGAACAGAUGUACUUUGUAUAUUAAUGUGUGUUUCAUGGGGGUUUAUUGUAUGUACUGCAUGAUUAUUUGAUUUAAGUUCUAGUUACAGUAGUUAUAAUGCUAGAAAAAUAUAUUGAAAAGUGCCAAACUUUAUUUUUUCUAUUGUUAGGAUGCUUGUGGUGUUAGUUGUUGUUGUGAUGUGGAAAAAAAAACAUUUGUUAAGGGGGUCAUCAAAAAGAUUUUAUAAAAGAACUGUUGGGGGGGGGGUGAAUGUUUGGUGGUAUUUCUUGUUUGUCAAAAAGAGGAGAGACAUUCCCCCUCCCUCUACGGAUCCACCCCUGGGGAGCUUUUCAUCAACAUUUUUGACAAGUUGUCAGAUCUGACAACUUUCCUUGAUUUUGAUUGGCUGAAAGUAACUGUUACUAUGGUAACUGUAGGAUACAACAGGACACGUUGGAUAAAACAUCUAACAAGUUCUUUCAUGAAAUGCUCCCCUGGAUAUAUAACACUAGAUCUUUGCAACUUUUCUUCUAAAUUUUCAUCUUCACCAUUGUCAUUAUUGGCAACACUGCUUCACUGUUUGCAUCCUCACUUAGUUAGUAUCCUGACUGUCUUCACCAUCAAAGUCUUCUCAUGAUUAGCAUUGUUCAUGUCAACACUUAUACAACUAUGACUACCAUCCUACUUAUCACUGCCAUCGUCUCCAUUACUAUCAACAAUUACCACCAAAAUGUGUUGAAGUUAUAGUUCAGUUCUGAUCAUGUGAUUCUUGUGUCAGAAAAAUAUCUUUUAAAAGCAAUCAGAAAAUGUUUGAUUACUUCAAUGUAAUCAUUUGGUUUUUGGCAUGAGAAUUUGAGAUUAUGGAACUUAAUUUCCGCAAAAGAUAGUUGCUUUACAUGUUCACAUAGAAAUAUACUGUAUAGAGAACUGUACGCAAAUUUGAAAAAAAAACAAGGUAUUAAGAUAUUUUCUGUAAUAUUUACGAUAUGAGGCUGAAUAAAAGGAGCAAUCUUUUUCUGUUUAUUAUGUUAGUAUAUUCUUUGUAAGAUGAAAAGAACAUGUGGUCAGAAGUAACUUGACAUCUUUCCCAGAACUGAGCUUUCCAUUUUGAGUGACAUUUAAAGGUGAAGUCCACCCUGAAAAUUCAUAAAAGAAUAACAAAUUCGUCAGACUUUUGAUGUCUCAUGCGAGCAGCUCUCAAAUUUGUUGUGUAAUAACAUUGUUUGUAAAUCUUGAUGAAGGAAUAUUUCUAGUUUGAUAGAAAUCUGCUUUCUAUUGUCUGAUUGUAUAGUGAAGGCACAAGUAAAAUCAUUUUCAGGGUUUCUGAGAAUAGGGCAUUUUAUAGAAUUCAGUUUGCAUAUGAGAGGCUGCUUGUAUAUAUGUAUUGCAACAAAAUAAAAACUUUGGAAAUCUCUUAAUACAUUGUUCUUAGAUGUUUUGACAAAACCAUCAUGUUUCUCUUAUUCUACUUUUAUCUAAUCCGACUUGAUGUGAACGUUGACUUAUUCUAUAAUGCCAUUUCAAGUAUUUAUUUCAUUUGGAAGUAAUAGUAUUUGGUAUUGGUGAAUUACAUGCCAAUGUGUAAUGUUUUCAGGAUUAUUCUUUCUAGUGUAAUGUUAUUUCUAGCCUGGUUUUGUUCAUUCAAAGAAACAUCUUCAAAAUCAUUCAAUGUGAAUGUUUCCCUUUUUUCAGUAUGCUAAUCUUGUCACUUGAUUUGCAAUAAACCCAGAGUUUUGCAAGAAAUGCAAUAAGUUUUGUUUCUUUUAUUUUUCUCUUGAAAUUCAAUUGUCAAAUACCUAAUGGCAGCGUGUCAAAGCUGGUCAUUAGAAUCAAAUUCAGGGCAUGUACUUGUGUCACCAUCGCCAACACUUUGACCUGGGCUCACUGCGUCACAUGCAGCUGCCCAACCCUACAGAGUCACUGUCCCAAAUACAAACACUUCUCUUCAUAUAUACCUAGGAUGGCUCGGCUGUGGAAUUCACUUCCCGCCAACACAUUCCCUCUAGCUCCCAACAUGGACAGAUUCAAAAAUAAUGUUAAUACAUAUUUGAUUAGCUUCAUACGUGGCAGCUAUGGGCCACUUUUCAUCAUUUUGUGAUGGCAACAUCAGGCCCAAAGAAUAAUCUAUUAAAAAAAAGUCCAUCUAAAGCUUUGGUAAAGGGUCAAUAAUAUGAUUGCACUUAUCUUGCAAAAGUGCAGUGACAUCUUUUUUUCAGAGUUUGUUGAUUCUUGGUGCAAAUGUGAACUUUGGUUUGUACCCUCUCUCAGUAUUGUUUGGAUUUCUCACUACAGAGGACCUUUGAGCACUUACCUUAUCAGGCAGCUUCAUACAAAGAUCAUACCGUUAAAUUUUUUAACCCUUUCCAUCAUUAUUAUAAAAUGUUUGGAUAUUGUUAUUUAAACUGGGCUCACAAUUUCACCUGAUCAAAUAAAGUCAAUAAAA